This is a messenger RNA of Penicillium odoratum, 2238 nucleotides long. Its product is annotated as alpha-galactosidase. The record is from RefSeq and is a predicted model, not a curated record. Bases 1 to 2238 code for a protein of 745 amino acids. The transcript is spliced from 3 exons. Gene Ontology annotation, biological process: carbohydrate catabolic process. NCBI's taxonomy places the organism in Eukaryota, Fungi, Ascomycota, Eurotiomycetes, Eurotiales, Aspergillaceae. Gene Ontology annotation, molecular function: alpha-galactosidase activity.
AUGUUCCACCUAAGCAGAAAACUAGCAGUGACCAGUCUGGUCUCCCUACUUGGUUGCUCUUUGGCAACGGCUCAGUCCAGCACAGAUGCAAUUGUUGUGGACGAGACUACAUUUGCGCUGAAUGGCGACAAUGUUUCUUACCAGUUCCAUGUGGAUAAUAGUACUGGGGACUUACUGUCAGAUCACUUCGGUGGCAGCGUGACGGGUCCCAUUCCCAGGGAAAUUGUGAGUGCAGUGAACGGCUGGGUUGGAGUACCGGGUCGCACUCGAAGAGAAUUCCCAGAUCAAGGUCGAGGGGACUUCCGUAUGCCAGCAGUUCGCAUCCGACAGACAGAGGGAUAUACUGUAUCGGAUUUCCAGUAUCAGUCCUAUGAUAUCAAGCACGGAAAGCCAGCUUUGCCGGGUCUACCGUCGACAUUCGGAACCGAUGACGAGGUCACUACACUCAUCGUGCAUCUGUAUGAUGAAUACAGUGCGGUCGCUGCAGACUUGUCAUACUCGAUUUUCCCCAAAUAUGAUGCGAUUGUGCGCAGUGCCAGCAUCACCAACAAAGGGAAAGGCAAUAUCACCGUCGAGUCCCUAGCGAGUAUCAGUGUGGAUUUUCCCUACGAGGAUCUGGACAUGAUCAGCUUGCGGGGAGACUGGGCACGGGAAGCUCACCGUGAACGGCGAAAAGUUGAAUAUGGAACCCAGAGCUUCGGAAGUUCGACGGGGUAUUCCUCACACCUGCACAACCCAUUCCUCACGCUAGUGGAUCCGGCGACCACUGAAGCUUCCGGUGAGGCAUGGGGAUUCUCACUCGUCUACUCCGGGUCGUUCUCCGUCGACGUGGAAAAGGGAUCACAAGGCUUUACCCGGGCUAUGUUGGGAUUUAAUCCCGGUCAACUGUCGUGGUCUUUAGCAGAGGGUGAAACUUUGCACUCCCCAGAAUGUGUGGCAGUCUAUUCCAGCAAUGGAAUCGGUGGCAUGUCCCGCUCCUUACAUCGUCUUUAUCGCAACCAUCUCAUCAAGAGCAAGUUCGCCACUGCCGAUCGCCCACCGCUCCUCAACAGCUGGGAGGGACUCGGCUUCGACUACAAUGCAACCAGCAUAUACCAUCUGGCCCAAGAAUCAGCCGAACUGGGUGUCAGGAUGUUUGUCCUGGACGACGGCUGGUUUGGUGACAAGUAUCCCCGCACCUCUGACACUGAAGGCCUCGGCGAUUGGGUGCCCAAUCCUCGACGAUUCCCCGAUGGACUAGCGGAUACUGUGAACAGCAUCACCGGCCUCAAGUCCGGCAACACGUCGACUAACCUGCGCUUCGGAAUAUGGAUGGAGCCCGAGAUGGUCAACCCGAACUCUAGCCUCUAUCGUGAGCACCCAGAUUGGGCACUCCACGCAGGACUGUACCCUCGAACACAGCGAAGAAAUCAACUGGUGCUUAAUCUCGCCUUGCCUGAGGUCCAGGAGUUCGUGAUAAACUCUGUAUCCAAUAUCCUGAACACCGCCAACAUCACAUAUGUCAAAUGGGACAACAAUAGGGGCAUUCACGAGAUGCCUUCUCCCUCCACAGACCACGAGUAUAUGUUAGGAAUAUACAAAGUCUUCACCAACCUCACCACCCAGUUCCCUGAUGUCCUCUGGGAAGGCUGUGCCUCGGGUGGCGGCCGCUUCGACCCAGGCAUACUGCAAUUUUUCCCUCAGAUCUGGACCUCGGACGACACCGACGCUGUCGAGCGUAUCACCAUCCAAAUGGGAACAUCCCUCGCGUACCCACCCAGCGCCAUGGGUGCCCAUCUAUCAGCUGUCCCGAACGAGCAAACUGGUCGAACACUCCCCGUCGCUUUCCGUGGACACGUUGCCAUGAUGGGUGGAUCAUUCGGACUGGAGCUUGACCCGGCUACUAUCCCAGAAGCCGACAAGGCCGCUCUACCGGGCCUGAUUGCACUUGCGGAGAAAGUGAAUCCACUUGUUUUGAAUGGUGACAUGUAUCGCUUGAGCUUGCCCGAAGACUCGAAUUGGCCUGCUGUCCUGUUUAUCUCAGAGGAUGGAGCCCAGGCUGUCCUUUUUUACUUCCAGCUUAGUCCCCGUGUGGACCAUUCUAUUCCUUGGAUCAGACUGCAAGGACUGGAUCCAACAGCUAUGUACAGUGUUAAAGGAAAGGGGACGUACUCUGGUGCGACGUUGAUGAAUAUCGGCUUACAGUUUCCCUUUGAUACCGAUUACGGCAGCAAGGUUGUAUUCCUCGAGAAGCAGUAA